Molecule: messenger RNA, 1537 nt
Organism: Panonychus citri (citrus red mite)
Lineage: Eukaryota; Metazoa; Arthropoda; Arachnida; Trombidiformes; Tetranychidae
Product: arfaptin-2-like
Exons: 2
Coding region: 126-1253 (375 amino acids)
Biological process (GO): intracellular protein transport; regulation of Arp2/3 complex-mediated actin nucleation
Cellular component (GO): trans-Golgi network membrane
Molecular function (GO): protein domain specific binding; phospholipid binding
Source: RefSeq, a predicted model, not a curated record
UUAUGAUUCAAGCAGAAAUAACAACAAACCAUUUUGACAUUUGGACGCUUUUAAUUUGGUCAUUUGUUUGUCUCUUUUUGUUUUCAUAAUCUUCUUUUAUUUCUAAUAGAUUUAAAUUGUUGGAAAUGUCAUCCAAUUUUGGUACAGUUAAUCCACUUCACUAUUCCAUCCCUUCAAGUCCCGAAAUGACCGAGAUCUCAAUUGAAGAGACAAACAAUGCAACCGAUGUUGUUGUCACCAGCAAAGAUAAUAACAUUUCCUCUCGUCCAGCGACAUUACCUGUGUCCUCGCCCUUUGGCCCUCCUGGUUUACCUUCAACAACCUCAUCUUAUUCAACUAAAAAUGGCAUUGACAGUGAAACUAAUCCAUCAAUUUCAUCCAAUUAUCCACUUGGAUCAACACCCAAAAGUACACCAAUAGAAGCAAUCAAGGAAUGGUCGAUAACAACAUUUAAAUGUACUAAACAAUUGGUUAAUGAGAAAUUAGGAAAAGUUCAACGGACAAUUGAUACUGGAUUAGAAAGUGAAAUUGAUAAAUUAAGAGAGACCCAGAAAAAAUAUUCCCACAUCUUGAGGAUCGCUCGAGAUAUGUCAUCGAUGUAUUCAUCUCUAGUCCAACAACAGAUUCUACUUUAUGAAUCGCUUAGUGAUCUCUCAUUAAAAGAGCCGAAAGUAGACACUAAAAUAUCUUCAUCGUCAUCGAGUGUUACAUCAAAUGUAAGUGGCGGUGGAAGUUCAGUUGGAGGUGGUGAUGGAAAUGGAGAAGAUGUUAAUAAUUCACUGAGCAGUUUAAAUCUUUCAGCUGAUUUCCGACAAAAUGCUGAAAUGUUACGUUUGGUUUCCAAAAAUGGUGAAAAAUUGAUUUUGGCUCUUCGAUUUUUCUGCUCCAAUUUAUCAACUUUAGUCAAUAAAACCAUUGACGAUACCAUAGUUACGAUAAGACAAUUUGAACAAGCAAGAUUAGAGUAUGAUGCUGAACGUAAUAGCGUGGCAAACUUGCUACCAGCUCAAGCUGCGGCUGCAGCCAGCACCGAGAAUCUAAUCGCUGCUCGAGCUAAAUAUGAAAGACUACGACAAGAUGUUAUCAUUAAGCUUAAAUUCUUGGACGAAAAUAAGGCGAAAGUGAUGCACAAGCAACUAAUUCUAUUCCACAAUGCCUUUACUGCUUAUGCCUCUGGAAAUGCUUCGACAUUGGACUCUACACUUCGACAGUUCAGUAUUAAAGCGACUCCUCAGUCUUGGCUGGAAAAAUGAACAGGAAGAACAGGAAGAACAAUCUUGUCCCAAUUUGAAUUCUAUCGACUAAAAUUAAUAGAGAGAAAGAGAGAAAGAUUAAUAAGUGCAAACAAGAAAAUCCAACAAAUGGAACUGAAAUAAUUUGAAGAAACAAAUCAAUUCCUUCCACAAUCAAUUUCUAGUUGGUGAUUCGAGACGAAAAAUGAAAAUCUUAAAGUUAACAGAAAGUUCUAAUCAUCACCUUCUCAAUAUAAUAUCUUCGUGGCUCAGUUACGUCUAAUAAAAUGGAUUUUACCAUUGAA